ACACAGACCCACACACACACUCCCAGCGAGCUGUCAGUCCUCCGCUCCACGCUGAUCCAUCCUGCGCGUCCUGUGCGCAGCGCGGUGCCUCCUGCUCGGCGCGUCCCAGCCUCGCGCACCGCUCUCCUCUCCGGAGCCCCGUGUCGGUCAGGGACCAGGACUAGGACCAGGACCAGUACCAGGACCAGUACUAGGACCAGGACCAGUACCAGGACCAGGACCAGGACCAUGGCCUCCCAGGCGAUCGAGCUGAUGCAGCUGUCCGAGGAGCAGGUCAAAGUGCUGGAGGAAUGUUUCAAGGGCUGUCGGUACCCGGACGGGACGACGCUCAUGCUGGUGGCGGCAGAGUGCGGACUGUCAGAGGAGGACACACUAGUCUGGUUCAAGCAGCGGAACGCGAAGUGGCGGCGGGCGGAGGGUCUCCCCGCCGAACACGGCUCGGUGCUGGACUGACACGUCCCGACCUCUAGGACCCCGAGCUGACCCCGCUGACCUCGGACGAGAAGACCUCCCCUCCUCUUCCUCACUCCCCUCCUCUUCCUCGCGUCCGUCUCUCUGUUUUGUACCCAUGAAGCUCUUUUAACUUACAGAAUGUGAAGGUGUCUGUGUGUUGUUGCCAACUAUCUAACCGCCAUGUUUACAGAAAUAAACAUUAUUGUUAUUAUAA
Pleuronectes platessa (European plaice) is the source of this 667-nucleotide messenger RNA. RefSeq names its product HOP homeobox (gene hopx). Gene Ontology annotation, molecular function: DNA binding. Gene Ontology annotation, cellular component: nucleus. The transcript is spliced from 2 exons. Lineage: Eukaryota; Metazoa; Chordata; Actinopteri; Pleuronectiformes; Pleuronectidae. The record is from RefSeq and is a predicted model, not a curated record. Gene Ontology annotation, biological process: cell differentiation; regulation of transcription by RNA polymerase II. The coding region runs from base 229 to 453 and encodes 74 amino acids.